Ilex paraguariensis (yerba mate) is the source of this 2459-nucleotide messenger RNA. NCBI's taxonomy places the organism in Eukaryota, Viridiplantae, Streptophyta, Magnoliopsida, Aquifoliales, Aquifoliaceae. The record is from the annotation of a GenBank genome assembly.
CAGCUUUCCCAAAAGAGAAAGAGAAAACCUCAAAGAACUUCCCACCACUCUCUGUCAAGCUUUCUUUUUCUCUCACUACUCCCCCUUUCUCUACCUUGCUUCAUCCAUGGCGUUCUUGAAGCUUUUAUCUCUUUACAUAACCUUCCUUCUGAUCCUUUCAUCCUCACCCAACGGUCUCACUCAAUCUUCUUCUACUUCAGACGUUGAGCUUAUUUUGCAAAAGAUCAAACCAUCACUACAGGGUAACACAGAGAACUUGCUCUUAUCUUCAUGGAACACAUCAGUACCACUUUGUCAGUGGAGAGGUCUGAAAUGGGUCUUCACAAGCAACAUUCCUCUCCUCUGCAACGACCUCUCUUCCCCACAAUGGACCAACCUUUCUCUCUCCAGAGACCCAUCUCUCCACCUUCUAUCUCUAGAACUUCCCUCUGCUAAUCUCUCUGGAACGCUCCCAAGAGAGCUCGGUGAACUCUCGACCCUCCAAAGUCUUUACCUUGGCGUCAAUACAAUCUCUGGAACCAUCCCUCUCGAGCUCGGGUACAGCUCUUCUCUCUCUGAUAUUGAUUUGGGAAACAAUUUGCUCAAUGGGUCAGUUCCUACGUCGAUCUGGAACCUCUGUGACCGACUCGUUUCACUUAGGCUUCAUGGUAAUUCUCUAUCUGGUUCUCUUCCUGAACCUGCAUUGCCUAAUACUACUUGCAAGAAUUUGCAGUUUCUUGAUCUUGGGCACAACAUGUUCUCGGGGACUUUUCCGCAAUUUAUUUCUAGGUUUCAGGGUCUUAAACAGCUUGAUCUUGGGAACAAUAUGUUUUCGGGUUCAAUCCCAGAGAGUUUAUGCACACUAAAUUUGGAGAAAUUGAAUCUUUCCCACAAUAAUUUUACUGGAGUUUUACCCAAUUUUGGUGAAACUAAGUAUGGUGUGGAGGUUUUUGAGGGAAACAAUCCUGGGCUUUGUGGAUCACCUUUGAGGGGUUGUAGUGGAAAUUCUAGGUUGAGUUCUGGUGCAAUUGCUGGUCUUGUUAUCGGUUUGAUGACUGCAGUAGUGGUUUUGGCGUCAUUGUUAAUUGGGUAUGUACAAGGAAAGAAAAGGAAGAAUGUGGAUGAAGAGGAGGAUGAAUUGGAGGAAGGAGAGGAAGGAGAAAUUGAUGAAGGUGGUGGUGGUGGUGGUGGUGAAGGGAAGCUAAUUUUGUUUCAAGGCGGCGAGCAUUUGACUUUGGAGGAUGUGUUGAAUGCAACGGGGCAAGUUAUGGAGAAGACGAGUUAUGGGACGGUUUAUAAGGCAAAGCUAGCUGAUGGAGGAACCAUUGCUUUGAGGUUGUUGAGAGAGGGUAGUUGUAAGGACAGUAAUCCUUGUAUACCAGUGAUAAAGCAAUUGGGCCGAGUCCGCCAUGAGAAUUUGAUUCCAUUGAGAGCUUUCUAUCAGGGGAAGAGAGGGGAGAAGCUGUUCAUUUAUGACUAUCUUCCCAACAGAACCCUCCAUGACCUCUUACAUGAAUCAAGGGCUGGGAAGCCGGUAUUGAAUUGGGCUAGGCGACACAAGAUUGCCUUGGGGAUAGCCAGAGGACUAGCAUUUCUUCAUACAGGUCUUGAAACACCUAUUACCCAUGGAAAUGUGAGAUCAAGAAACGUUCUUGUAGAUGAAUUUUUCGUGGCCAGAGUCACUGAGUUUGGGCUUGACAAGCUAAUGAUCCCAGCCGUAGCCGAUGAAAUAGUGGCGCUUGCAAAAGCGGAUGGUUACAAGCCACCAGAACUGCAAAAAAUGAAUAAGUGCAAUUCCAGGACAGAUGUUUAUGCAUUUGGGAUACUGUUGUUAGAGAUUUUAUUAGGGAAGAAGCCUGGGAAAAAUGGGAGAAGCGGUGACUUUGUUGAUUUGCCUUCACUAGUGAAAGUUGCUGUUUUGGAGGAAACAACAAUGGAGAUUUUCGAUGUGGAGCUUUUGAAGGGGAUAAGGAGUCCGAUGGAAGAUGGAUUAGUACAUGCAUUGAAGCUCGCAAUGGGUUGCUGUGCACCGGUGGCUUCAGUUAGGCCAACCAUGGAUGAAGUUGUGAAGCAGUUGGAGGAGAAUAGACCACGGAACAGAUCUGCUUUGUACAGUCCUGCUGAAACUAGGAGUGGAAGUGGUACCCCCUUUUGAGAUCUCUUUCAGGAUUUCAUCAAAUUGUGAGUCACAUUUAUCUUACUGCCUAUUAAUUUCUCCUAAUAGAGAGACAGGUGCUGAAUGGUGAUCGCUAUCUUUUCUUUGACUAGUUUCUUUUUCUGUUGUUUUUCCCAAAUAUGAGGGAAAUUGUAUUUUGAAUAUGGCGUUUUAGAUAUAUGCAUCCAGAAGAAAAGGGAAACAUCCUUUUUGUGCAAAAUCAUGAACUUCUAGAUUUGGUCACCUAAAUUAUGAAUAGGGUAAAACACAUUGAUAGUCCUUGAAAUAUGCUCUUUGUUCACCUUUGAUCCCCUAAAUACUUUUU